AUGUCAGGCAUGCUUACCGCCAAUGCCGUCGCAGCCCCAGCUACCAACCGCUAUGGCCUAGCAGCCGCCUCUGGCUCAGGAGGUGGUAGGAAGCCUAACCGUGAAGGUGGCGACCGGCCGAACCCCAGGCAGGGAGGCGUUCGAAAGAACAAGGGCCGGAAAUGGUGCGUCCUCUGGCGCCGCCCCGGUCACAAUCACGAGGAAUGCGCCUUACGUCGUAUCGUAGACGUUGUGGGUGCGGCCCUGAACCAGGGUAACCUCGACAUGAACGAUCUUCCGGUGCAGCACCCUCCAAACGCACAAGCUCGUCGUUCCGAACGACGGAGACUCCGGCGUGAGCAGGAGCAGCUUGAGGCACAAGAGCCCAAGCAAGAGGAAGACGAGGAAGAGAUCAAGCUCGAGGAGGAAAAGCCCGAACCUCCCGUGCGUGCGAACGCACGAACUCGUCGUAGCGAACGACGGAGGCUAGAGUACGUGCGACGGAUGCGAGAGAACGAGCAACAGAGACUAGAUAACGAGAUCCUGCAGGGGUACGAGGACUUGAUGCAAUUGUUCCGUAACCUCAGUAUUAGUCUCCCCGAUUCAAUGGAAGGAAUUAAGGAAGGCUCUAAAGAGCACUAA
Talaromyces proteolyticus is the source of this 621-nucleotide messenger RNA. RefSeq lists its product as uncharacterized. NCBI's taxonomy places the organism in Eukaryota, Fungi, Ascomycota, Eurotiomycetes, Eurotiales, Trichocomaceae. The transcript is spliced from 3 exons. The coding region runs from base 1 to 621 and encodes 206 amino acids. The record is from RefSeq and is a predicted model, not a curated record.